Messenger RNA from Gymnogyps californianus (California condor), 4604 nucleotides. RefSeq names its product solute carrier family 4 member 1 (Diego blood group) (gene SLC4A1). Gene Ontology annotation, cellular component: plasma membrane; basolateral plasma membrane. The record is from RefSeq and is a predicted model, not a curated record. Gene Ontology annotation, biological process: bicarbonate transport; regulation of intracellular pH; transmembrane transport. Gene Ontology annotation, molecular function: solute:inorganic anion antiporter activity; monoatomic anion transmembrane transporter activity; bicarbonate transmembrane transporter activity. Lineage: Eukaryota; Metazoa; Chordata; Aves; Accipitriformes; Cathartidae.
GGGUCACACAGGGGGGGACUGUGGGAACAGCCCCGGCAUCUGGCCUCAGCCCCAUCCCGGGGGACAAACCCCACAUCCCGAGGGGCACCGAGCGCUGCCCCGGCCUCUCCUAACAUAUUUUCUCUCCCUUUCCCCCACACCCGCCCGGACGCCGCAGAGCACCAGGUUAUGGUGCCGCCGGGCUGAUUGCCGGGACGCAGCCAAGCGGCAGCGGGGGCCGAGCCCGGAGCCAUGGAGGGGCCCGGCCAGGAGGCCUACGAGGAGAGGAUGAGGAGGAGCCUGGACCCCGAGGGCUAUGAGGACCCCGGCAUAAAGGUCUCCCACCUAUCGCUGGAGGGGACAAGCAUUUCGUCGGUGACCGAUGUGGACCUGGAGGCGGCGGGGAGCAGGAGGCCCGUGUCCCAGCGGGAGACCCAUGAGGGCUAUGUGGAGCUGCACGAGCUGGUCAUGGACAGCACGAAGGAGCUGUGCUGGAUGGAGGCCGGCCACUGGUUCAAGCUGGAGGAGGACUUCGAGGAAGACGGGCACUGGGGCCAGCCCCAUCUCUCCUUCCUGACCUACCGCAGCCUCCUGGAGAUCCGACGGGCUUUGGCCAAAGGUGCUGUGCUCCUUGACGUGGCGGCCAACUCACUGGCAGCCAUCGCCCACAUCCUCAUCGACCAGAUGAUCUACGAGGGGCAGAUCAAGCCGCAGGACCAUGAGGACAUCCUGAGGACGCUGCUGCUGCAGCACAAACACCCCAACAAGGCCGAGUCGGUCAGGACCCUGCGGCCGGCGCAGCUGCAGCGCUCGGGCACGGGCCAGGCAGAGACGGAGCAGCCGCUGCUGCAGGAGCAGCAGCCCAUGGAGAUGCACGGGCUGGCCAGGGCCGAGCAGAGCCCGAGCGGGGCCACUAGAUCCCAGCUCCUUGCGAAGGUCCCUGAGGAUGCCGAGGCCACGCUGGUCCUCGUGGGCUGUGCAGCCUUCCUGGAGCAGCCGACGCUGGCCUUCGUGCGCCUGAAGGACGCGGUGUCACUGGAUGCCGUCCUUGACGUGCCCCUACCCGUCCGCUUCCUCUUCGUGGUCCUGGGCCCCGACACCCCCCACGUCAGCUACCACGACAUCGGCCGCGCCGUCGCCACCAUGAUGUCCGAGAGGGUCUUUCGUCGGGACGCCUACCUGGCCGAGAGCCGCCAGGACCUGCUGCGGGGGGUGGAGGACUUCCUGGAGGCCAGCAUCGUCGUGCCACCCACCGAGACCCCGGACGAGCAGCUCCUCCGCAGCCUGGUGCCGCUGCAGCACGAGCUGCUCCGCCGCCGCUACCAGCCCCCCGAGAAGGCGCCGGGCAAGAGCUUCCUAGAAGACCUGAGUAUGGCGGGGACCACCCCGGCCCCCCCUGGGAUCCCCUGGCCCAUGGCUGGCGGGACCCCCCCUUUGCACGUAGGGUCCCCCCAUGGCAGCCUGCUUGUGUCCCCAGGGCAGGAGGUGCCGGAGGAGGACGACCCCCUGCGUAGGACGGGGCGACCUUUUGGGGGGCUGGUGCGGGACAUCCGCCGCCGGUACCCCAAAUAUCUCAGCGACAUCAAGGACGCCCUGAACCCCCAGUGCCUGGCCGCCGUCAUCUUCAUCUACUUCGCGGCGCUGUCACCUGCUGUCACCUUUGGAGGCUUGCUGAGUGAGAAGACCAAGGGUAUGAUGGGGGUGUCGGAGCUGCUCAUCUCCACCUGCGUGCAGUGCAUCCUCUUCAGCAUCCUCAGCGCCCAGCCCCUGCUCGUCGUUGGCUUCUCGGGGCCCCUCCUCGUCUUCGAGGAAGCCUUCUACUCGUUCUGCAACCAGUUUGACAUGGAGUACAUCGUGGGCCGGGUCUGGAUCGGCUUCUGGCUGAUCCUGCUGGUGCUGGUGGUGGUGGCCUGCGAGGCCAGCUUCCUGGUGCGCUACCUGUCCCGCUACACCCAGGAGAUCUUCUCCUUCCUCAUCUCCCUCAUCUUCAUCUACGAGACCUUCUCCAAGCUCGUCACGAUCUUCAAAGAUCACCCGCUAAAGCGGCAUUACAACGUGCAGUCCACGGUCCACCCCAAAGUGCCGGAGCCCAACACGGCGUUGCUGUCCCUCGUCCUCAUGGCUGGCACCUUCUUCCUGGCCUUCUUCCUCCGCAAGUUCAAGAACAGCGCUUUCCUGCCUGGCAGGGCCCGGCGUUUGAUCGGGGACUUCGGGGUGCCCAUUUCCAUCUUCAUCAUGGCGCUGAUCGACUUCUUCAUCAAGGACACAUACACGCAGAAACUGAAUGUCCCCAAAGGGCUGGAGGUCACCAACGCGUCUGCCCGGAGCUGGUUUAUCAACCCCAUGGGGAAGAACAACACCUUCCCCAUCUGGAUGAUGUUCGCCUCUGUGGUGCCCGCCCUCCUGGUCUUCAUCCUCAUCUUCCUGGAGACGCAGAUCACCACCCUCAUCGUCAGCAAGCCCGAGAGAAAGCUGGUGAAGGGCUCCGGCUUCCACCUGGACCUGCUGCUGAUCGUGGCCAUGGGGGGGCUGGCCGCCCUCUUCGGCAUGCCCUGGCUCAGCGCCACCACCGUCCGCACCAUCACCCACGCCAACGCCCUCACCGUCAUGAGCAAGACCACCGCUCCCGGCGAGAAGUCCCAGAUCUUGGAGGUCAAGGAACAGCGUGUCAGCGGCUUGUUGGUGGCCGUGCUCAUCGGCGUCUCCAUCCUCUUGGAGCCCAUCCUGAAGUACAUCCCGCUGGCCGUGCUCUUCGGCAUCUUCCUCUACAUGGGCGUCACCUCCCUCUUCGGCAUCCAGCUCUUCGACCGCAUCCUGCUCUUGCUGAUGCCACCCAAAUACCACCCCAGCGAGCCCUACGUCACCCGGGUGAAGACUUGGCGGAUGCACCUCUUCACCUUCACCCAGAUCGUUGUCCUCGUGGUGCUGUGGGCGGUGAAGUCCACCCAGGCCUCACUGGCGCUGCCCUUCAUCCUCAUCCUCACCGUGCCCCUGCGGCGCUUCCUGCUGCCCAAGAUCUUCCGGGACAUCGAGCUCAAAUGCCUGGACGCGGACGACGCCACGGUGACCUUCGAAGAGACGGAGGGCAUGGACGUGUACGACGAGGUGCAGAUGCCCAGCUAAGGGCUCGCUGCCCCGCGCCCCCCCGGCCCCCCCCCCCCCCGCCCCGCUUAUAGCUCCGCUGCUGCCGUCCCAGGGCCGCUGGGCGAUGGAGGACAACUUGGGGACACGGCCCCAGAGCCCCGGUCCCCCACCUCCGCACCCUGUGAACGGAGCAUUUUUAUUUUUUUCCCCUUUUUUCCCCCUUUUUUUCCCCUUUUUUUUACAAUAUUUUGGAUGGCGUGAUCUCGCCCGCACUUUGCUACCCGCUGGGGAAGAGGCUGCCUGGGCUGGGGGGGGGGGACACCCACGGGCCACCCCCCACCCCGUGGCAGGGCGGGAUGGCCCGUGCCCCGUGCCACUGUCCCAUCCCCAAGGCCACCCCGGGGCUGUGACCGGGCGCCGAGCAUGGGAAGGAGCCGGAGGAAGAUGCCCGAGCCUGGAGGGAGGAGGAAGGCAGGGAUGGGGCAACACAACGGGGAUGGAGACGCAGCGGGAUGGGGUCCCCUCCGUUCCCCCCAGCCUCGCUGCCUCCCCCAGGGAGUCCCCCCCUGCCCGGCCCCGCUUCCCCAUAGGAACUUUCAGUGCUAACAAACAUGAGCUGGGACAGAUCCUUCGCCCCACAGAACCCUUUUCCCCCCCCUUUCUGCAUCGUUUGCUUCGGCGAGAGCAUCCCGGCUGCUCCGCUGCGCUCGCGGCCGCUCACAGCAUCUCCCGGGGUCGGGAUGUAAAUAGUCCAGCGAAGGGGGUUUAUAUAUUUGCCAUGAAGAUAAUCAUGCUAAAAGCACCCCCAAAAAAAUUACGCUGACGCUUCCGCAGGUAGGAUUCACUCAGAACCAAACGAAAAUCCCCAAAAAAGGCCAAAAAAGCACCUUAAAAAAAGAAAAAAAAAAAAUUAGGAAAAAAAAAAAGCAGCUGCAAGGAGUGAUCUGUAUAUUUGAUGCUAGCGAUUGGGGGAGUUUGUAAUUUAUUCUAAAGGCUGAUUGUGCUCCUGCCCACGGCGGGGGCCGUGUGCGUGUGUGUGUAUAUACUAGAGAGAAACUAUAUAAAAAUUUACAAUUUUCUAGAAAGGCUUAUUUUAAAGGAUCCUGGUCAGGGCCUAAACUCUACGGACCAGUCCAGCAGCGUCGUUUAACUGAUGAAUUAGUAUUAGUAUCAUUCCUCUUUAUUUUUUUAGCAUUUCAGUUAAAUCCAUGUAGUUUUUUUCUUGAUUUUUCCCUUGAUUGCUGACCACAUCUUGCCCCCUUCCCGCCGGGAUUGCUCCCAAACUGGCCAAGCAUCCCCCUCCUUCUGGUGGGGCCGAUCCUGCCCUGCUCAGAGCCAAGGGCCGGAUCCAGCCAGGGCACAGCGCACCCGAUCAGGCUGCGAAUUUGUUCCUUUUUGCAUAAAUCGGAGCGAGGGGCACCCCAAAAUCAGCGUGGGGGACGGCGGAGGGAGGGCAGCCGUGCCCGGGGCUGCGCUGCCUCCUGUUUAGGUUCGUUUAGUUUUAUUAAUUAUGUGUCCGAAAUAAACAAUGUUGCAAGCUU